Molecule: messenger RNA, 780 nt
Organism: Saxophila tyrrhenica
Lineage: Eukaryota; Fungi; Ascomycota; Dothideomycetes; Mycosphaerellales; Extremaceae
Exons: 2
Coding region: 1-780 (259 amino acids)
Molecular function (GO): protein binding
Source: RefSeq, a predicted model, not a curated record
AUGGCGCUCACUGACUACUGCAACCGCGAAAAGUUUUCCGACAUCACCAUCAAAUCCGGCCAUCUCGAGUUCAAAUGCCACAAAAUCAUCCUCUGCAAAGCAUCCGCCUACUUCGAAAAGCUCCUUGAUCCGGAUGGCAACUUCAUCGAACGCACGCUUUCAGUCAUCGAGCUCAAGGAUGACCACCCUGAGGCGGUCGGGGCGAUGCUGCGCUACAUCUACGACUUCGAUUAUCGACCUAAGGUACAGACCAAAAAGGUAGAAGACGGCGACGAGUACAGUUGCCCGGCGAUUUUCCACCUUCACGUCUACGACGCCGCGCACAAAUACCUCUUUCCCAGACUCGCAUCGAAGGCUCUGGCGGCAGUCAACACUGCUCUUGAGGAACUGAAGAAGCGCGAUGAUGUAGCCACAGCCCAUGUCUUUGAGGUCAUCAAGCUGCUUCACGAGCGCGAAGAGAAACCGUUUCAGGCGACAAGCAAAGUGUUGAUCCAGCGUCACAUGGCCUCGAUGAUGAAGCAGAAGGAGUUCCGCGCAUGGCUCGAAGAGGACGACAAUCAAGCUCUGGACCAAGUGCUAGACUCCAUAGCCGACUGUGUGAAUGGAAGACACAAGCUCAGGGUCUGCAAAUGUUGCUCGUGGACGUCCCUGGAUAGCACGCACAAUCUAAGCCACCUCUGCCGAGUUGGGAACGCACACGUAGACUCCCCAAACCGCUAUCACUCUGUUGAUCUCGGCUACAUCGGUGGGAAUCUGAGCAUCCUGGAUACCACGCGUUGA